Trichechus manatus latirostris (Florida manatee) is the source of this 3823-nucleotide messenger RNA. It is a transcript of the gene MAU2, whose product is annotated as MAU2 sister chromatid cohesion factor. NCBI's taxonomy places the organism in Eukaryota, Metazoa, Chordata, Mammalia, Sirenia, Trichechidae. Gene Ontology annotation, biological process: mitotic sister chromatid cohesion; maintenance of mitotic sister chromatid cohesion. The transcript is spliced from 19 exons. Gene Ontology annotation, molecular function: protein binding; double-stranded DNA binding. The record is from RefSeq and is a predicted model, not a curated record. The coding region runs from base 1 to 1839 and encodes 612 amino acids. Gene Ontology annotation, cellular component: chromatin; SMC loading complex.
AUGGCGGCUCAGGCGGCGGCGGCAGCCCAGGCGGCGGCCCAGGCGGCGCAGGCCGAGGCGGCCGAGUCGUGGUACUUGGCGCUCUUGGGCUUCGCCGAGCACUUCCGCACCUCCAGCCCGCCCAAGAUCCGCCUGUGCGUGCACUGUCUGCAGGCCGUGUUCCCCUUCAAGCCGCCGCAGCGCAUCGAGGCCCGCACGCACCUGCAGCUCGGCUCCGUGCUCUAUCACCACACCAAGAACAGCGAGCAGGCGCGCAGCCAUCUAGAGAAGGCGUGGUUGAUAUCACAGCAAGUCCCUCAGUUUGAGGAUGUCAAGUUUGAAGCAGCGAGUCUCUUGUCUGAAUUGUACUGUCAGGAGAAUUCUGUAGAUGCAGCAAAGCCCCUCCUGAGGAAGGCGAUCCAGAUCUCGCAGCAGACACCAUACUGGCACUGCCGCCUGCUCUUCCAGCUCGCCCAACUGCACACGCUGGAGAAGGACCUGGUGUCGGCCUGCGACCUACUGGGUGUGGGGGCUGAGUACGCCCGCGUGGUGGGGUCUGAGUAUACACGGGCGCUGUUCCUGCUCAGCAAAGGGAUGCUGCUGCUGAUGGAGCGAAAGCUGCAGGAGGUCCACCCGCUGCUGACGCUGUGUGGGCAGAUCGUCGAGAACUGGCAGGGGAACCCUAUCCAGAAGGAGUCACUUCGGGUCUUCUUCCUGGUGCUGCAAGUGACCCACUACCUGGAUGCUGGGCAGGUGAAGAGUGUGAAGCCGUGCCUGAAGCAGCUGCAGCAGUGUAUCCAAACCAUCUCCACGCUGCAUGACGAUGAGAUCCUGCCCAGCAACCCUGCCGACCUCUUCCACUGGCUGCCCAAGGAGCACAUGUGCGUGCUCGUCUACCUGGUGACCGUGAUGCACUCCAUGCAGGCUGGCUACCUGGAGAAGGCACAGAAAUAUACAGACAAGGCCCUCAUGCAGCUUGAGAAGCUCAAGAUGCUCGACUGCAGCCCUAUCCUGUCCUCCUUCCAAGUGAUCCUGCUGGAGCACAUCAUCAUGUGCCGGCUCGUCACGGGGCACAAGGCCACUGCUCUGCAGGAGAUCUCCCAGGUCUGCCAGCUGUGCCAGCAGUCCCCGCGGCUCUUCUCUAACCAUGCAGCGCAGCUACACACGCUGCUGGGCCUGUACUGCGUCUCAGUGAAUUGCAUGGACAAUGCGGAGGCCCAGUUCACCACAGCCCUGCGGCUCACCAACCACCAGGAGCUGUGGGCCUUCAUUGUCACCAACCUGGCGAGUGUAUACAUCCGGGAAGGAAACAGGCACCAAGAGGUACUGUACAGUCUGCUGGAGAGGAUCAACCCAGACCACAGCUUCCCUGUCAGCUCCCACUGCCUCCGGGCGGCUGCCUUCUACGUACGUGGGCUCUUCUCUUUCUUCCAGGGGCGCUACAAUGAGGCCAAGCGGUUCCUGCGGGAAACUCUGAAGAUGUCCAACGCAGAGGACCUGAACCGGCUGACGGCCUGCUCCCUGGUGCUGCUGGGCCACAUCUUCUAUGUGCUGGGGAACCACAGAGAGAGUAACAACAUGGUAGUGCCCGCCAUGCAGCUGGCCAGCAAGAUCCCUGACAUGUCAGUACAGCUGUGGUCAUCAGCCCUGCUCAGAGACCUGAACAAAGCCUGUGGGAAUGCCAUGGAUGCACAUGAGGCUGCCCAGAUGCACCAGAACUUCUCGCAGCAGCUGCUCCAGGACCACAUUGAGGCCUGCAGCCUCCCAGAGCACAACCUCAUCACGUGGACGGACGGCCCACCCCCUGUGCAGUUCCAGGCCCAGAAUGGACCCAACACCAGCCUGGCCAGCCUCCUGUGAGGCUGGUCCUGGGAUGGCCCUGACGUAACCCUGCCGGCCCAGAGUUGCUCUUUCCAGGCAUGGUGUGGGCACCGUCUUCUGUUUGGGGCCAGGCCCCAUGCGCCUUGCUGGAAGGACAGUGGAAAGCUUACCACCCACCCUGGGGCUGUGGUGUGUGUAUCAGGUCGGAGCCACCCUGGUAGUGGACACUGAACACAUUCCCCUUCUCUACGUUGAAUCACGUCGAAUCCAGCCCACCAGGAAGCAGAGCUGGUGUGGGGCAUGGCCCUCUGUACAGGUGGUGACCUCCACUUUGACGGCGCAGGGCCCUCACAGUUCAUGCAGGCAGUGUCCAGAGCCAUGGCUUCAGCUCAAAUUGAAAAUUUGGAGGGAAAAAAGUGACAACUCAUGGAGGGGACAGUGCAUGUCCACUGCAACGCUUGUCCCAGCCUCUCUGCAUCCACCCGAUGGCCAUGGCCACUGCCCAGCGGCCCUCUAAGGACUCGCAUUUCCAGAUGCCAUCAGCUUUGUGUUCGGGGAUAUAUGUGUCUAGAUGUGUGUAUGUAUGCGCAUGUGUGUGCAAGUGUGGGCUAGGGACACGGAGCUGGAGCAGGGCUUCCAGCCUGGAAUGAGAGGCCUUUCCUCUCAGCAGCUCUGUGGUCCCCUCUUGAGAAGAAGGGCGCCCCCUACUUCCCUGCCCCACAGGGUGUCCCAGAGCUGGUCACAGGCACUCUGCCGGCCUCAGACAGCUGGCCAGCCAUACACCCUGUCUGGUUGUCCAGAAGGCACCCCAGCAGGCAUUGGUAACCAGGCUAUGCAGCCGCAUCCUGUUCCCAGCACCCCCAGCACGCAAGGCGGGCAGUCUGGCUCACUGACUGGCUUGCUGACUGGGAUCUCAGCACACCUGUGCUGUGAGGCUGCCACUUCAAGUAUCCGUCUGUGCCAAGAAUGUGGGGACUUCCUGAGUCUGUGUUCCAGUCUGGGGGCCUGGCCAUGCCUUAGCCUCGCAGGGACCCUGUCCCUGCAUCACCUUGGGUUGCCUCAGGAGCCCCUGGCCUGUCUUCCUCCCAAGCCUUGUCCUCUGCCCAGUCCCACCAGAACGGAGCCCCUUGAGGGAGCCCCCGGCCCCUGCAUCCCCUGGCCAGGCCCAGCUACAUGGCUUCUCAGCCCCGCAUCUGCUCAAUCACGUUGUUCAUCAUGUUCGUCUGCAUAUUUAUUAAGCCUUUCUCUGCUGAUACGAUGUUUGUGUUAGAGCAAUUGGAAUAAGAACCUCACAGCUUAACACCUGCCCUGGUGUUUGCUUUUAGUGACCACCCUGUUUUCUGUGUAUAUGUGAAGUUAAGGAUAAAACCGUAAGUUACAGUAAGAAUCCAGUACCCGAUAUUUAAUGUUUCACUCUGUGGAAGCCAAACCACGUUGUGAGCGCAUGUGUGCACUUGUGUGUGCAUGUUAACGUGUGCACUUGUGUGUUUGUGUGUGUGCUUGUGCGUGUGUGUGCACAGUCUUUGAACCUUCCUUCACAGUAGCAUCUUUGAUUACAUAAAUCUUUUGAUUACUACUUUUUUUGUGAGUCCAUCUGGGCAGCGGCCGGUGAAUUUCAGGACGCUGACCAGACUUUGGUGCCACCUUGUGGUGAACGCGUGCUCGACCUCUCUUGCGCUCCCAGGGUCCGUCUGCUUCCCUCCCAGGGAACGGGCAGAGGACCCGGAACUGCUGCGCCGCAUGGAUGGCUCCUUGUCUCUCAGUUUCGUUAAGAGUUUUAAUAAUGAGCGUGUGUGGUGUGAUGUCUUUUCAUGGGUUUGUAGUAUUUGAUUUUAGCAGCCUGUAACUUCAGCUGGUGCUUUUAAUCAGGAAGAGAACUAGAUACAAAACACUGUUCAUAAGCGUAACCGUACAGCACAGCCCCACCUGUGGGUCUCCUGUCUAUCCAGAGUAAAGUAACUUGGCAGGAGCUUCGUGUUUUUGUGCUUGUACCUUCCCCCUCCCGCGUGACCCGGUGGGCAGG